CUUUCUGGUCGAGCUUCUGUGGCCCGAAUGACCCGUACACUCCAGCCUGCAUCACCAGCAGCCCUCUGUUCAGUCACAGCCAGCAAACAAGCAUCAUCAGCAGCCGCGCAAUGUCACUGCACAAUGUCACACAGCCGCUCGUGGCAUCGUCAGCAUCACCAUCUGGUUUCACACCCUCUCAUUACAACGCCUUCCAGAAUCCCACGUGGCACCAUCUCCUUAUGCCACAUCAGCAGCAGCAGCUCCACCCGUUUUCCCCGGAUGCCCCCCCCUCGCUCCUCCACCCAUCCUUCCCCCUUCCCUGGAGCUCCCUAGAGCAGAUAUCAGCGUCGUUCCAAUGGGCUGGCAAAGAAAGCCUGCUGGUGCUGCUCAAGUGUGCGGUCAUGUACGCGGGCCCGCUGCUGCUCUCCCGCUUUGUGGACGUUGCUGUGGGCAAGCAGCUAUUUCAAGGCGAGGGCGUGGCGCUUGUGGCGCUGCUGCUGCUGGCUAAAGCGACAGAAACGGGUGUGGGGCAUCAGUUCAACUUCCAGACACAGGCGCUGGGUCUUGAGAUUCGAGCAGCGCUGGUGGGAGCGCUGUAUCAGAAAGGCUUGCGGCUGUCGAGCAGGGCGAAGCAGCGGCACACAGUGGGCGAGGUGGUGAACUACAUGUCGACAGACGUGCAGCGCCUGGCAGACCUCAUGCUGCAGCUGCACAACGUGUGGGUGCUGCCCCUGCAGAUCGCCAUCGCCCUCGUCAUCCUCUUCCAUGUGGUGGGGGCGAGCAUGGUGGCGGGGUUGGCAGUGAUGGUGGCAGCGCUGCUGCUCAACCUCCUCAUAGCGGUCUCUCUACGCGCCACAGUGGGGAGCAUUCUUAAAGCCAAGGACCGCCGCAUGAAGGCCACAUUUGAGGCGCUUUCCCCUCCUCCCUUGCUCACCUCCCCCACUCCUCCCCUCUCCCCUCUCACCUGCUCCCCUCAUCCCCUCCUCCCCUACCCCACUCCUCCCCUUCUCGCUCCACCCUCCCCUCUUCCCCCCCUCCCAGGUGGUGGGGGCGAGCAUGGUGGCGGGGUGGUGGGGGCGAGCAUGGUGGCGGGGUUGGCAGUGAUGGUGGCAGCGCUGCUGCUCAACCUCCUCAUAGCAGCUUCUCUACGUGCCACAGUGGGGCACAUUCUUAAAGCCAAGGACCGCCGCAUGAAGGCCACGUCGGAGGCGCUCUCCUCCAUGCGGGUCAUCAAGCUGUACGCCUGGCAGCCCUUCUUCGAGAAUCAAAUCAAAUCUCUGCGUGCUGCCGAGGCCAGUUGGCUGGCAAGGCUAACACCUUCCCUCCUUACCACUUCCCUUCCUCCCGCCCUGCUCUCCCUCUCCUCCCGCUUCUCCCUCUCCACCCUCUCCCCCCUCUUUCCCCCAUCCCCCAUCCAACCCUCUCUAGGUGAGAAGGUGGGGAAGAGUGGGAGAGUGGGGAUUGGGGGUUGGGGUGAGUGUGAAGGGGGACAAGGGGGUUCAGCAUUUCUCAUAGUCCCACCUGCCAUGGUGCUCCUGGGUGUUCCGCUCACCCCCGGGGCUGUUUUUACUGCCAUCGCCACCUUCCGCAUCCUACGGGUGAGGGGACUGGGAAGAAGGGGCGAAAAGAGGAGGAGUGGUGGGGAUUGCAGGGUUGGGGGAAUCGAAGGGGGACAGUGGGGGCGGGCAUCAGUACUCGUGCCACUUGUCAAGGAGCCGCUGCGCUCGUUCCCGUCGGUGGUGGCGGCUCUAGCGCAGGCCAUGGUGUCACUCAAGCGAGUCACCACCUUCCUCCUAGAAGAGGAGAUUCAGAGCGAUGCUGUGACUCGCGUGGAUGGCCCGAAGGAAGGGCUGGGGAGUGGGGGACAAGGAAGGGAAGAGAGGAGGGAUGGCGUGAAGGGUGUGGCAAAUGAUGUGGUGGUGCGGGUGCAUAAUGGUGUGUUUAGCUGGGAGGGCGAUGCUAGCAAGCCGACACUGAAUGGAAUCGAGUUGGAGAUUAAAAAGGGGAUGAGGGUGGCUGUGUGUGGAGCGGUGGGGGCAGGCAAGUCGAGCCUGCUGGCGUGCCUGCUAGGGGAGAUGCCCAAGAUAAGAGGCAAGUCGAGCCUGCUGGCGUGCCUGCUAGGGGAGAUGCCCAAGAUAAGAGGCAAGGUCCUCAUAGCAGGCCGCACGGCCUACGUGCCACAAUCCGCAUGGAUCCUGAACGGCACCGUCACCCUGGCGGGCCGCACAGCCUAUGUGCAGCAGUCCGCAUGGAUCCAAAACGCCACAGUGCGCCACCUCUCAUCUCCCACACAACCUACCUUCUCCUCCACCCUGCGCCAAUUCCAGGUCACCCUGGCGGGCCGCACAGCCUAUGUGCCGCAGUCCGCAUGGAUCCAAAACGCCACAGUGCGCGACAACAUUCUUUUCGGGCAGCCCAUGGACCGGGCGCGCUACAGCCGGGUGCUGCAGCAGUGCGCGCUACAGCCGGACCUGGCGCUGCUAGCCCACGGGGACGCCACGCAGAUAGGCGAGAGGGGGGUGAACCUGAGUGGCGGGCAGAAGCAGCGGAUACAACUGGCCCGGGCAAUGUAUGCGGGGGGAGGGGGAACUGAGGCAGGGGGGACUGGGGGAGGGGGGACUGGGGGAGGGGGAAUGGGAGGAGGGGAAACGAGGGAAGGGGGGCCUGAGGGAGGCAUGCGAGAUGGAGAAGCAGGAGGGAAGCACGGGGAGAGGGCGGAUGGAACCGGGGUUGCGGAGGAGCAAGGAGGAGUGGACGGGCAAGGGGGUGAUGCGGAGGUGUUUCUAUUGGAUGAUCCGUUCAGUGCCGUUGAUGCUCACACGGGCUCGCAGCUCUUCACUGAGUGUGUGCUGCGGGGCCUGGCGGGGAAGACUGUCGUUCUGGUGACACACCAAGUGGACUUCCUGCCCGCUAUGGACCUCAUUCUGGUGAUGAAAGAAGGGAGCAUCCUGCAGAGUGGGCGGUAUGAGGACCUGCUGGCACAGGGAACGGACUUCUCCUCCCUCGUGGACGCUCACACCGAUGCCAUGCACUCCCUUGCUGCCACCACCACCACCACCACCGCUGGUCCCGCUGCUGCUGCUGCUGCUAGUGCUGCUGGUGAUGGUGAUGCUGCUGCUGCUGCUGCUGCUGCUGCUGCUGCUAAAUAUGCCUCAUCUGCUGUUAAAGCUGCACCUGCCUCUGCGGAUGCAGGUUCUCCUACUCCCUCCCCCUCCUCCUCUGCUCCGCUCACCCAUCCCUCGUCCAUUUAUUCUGCUUCAUCUGACGUGGGGCGAGCCUCACGAGGCGAUCGAGGCAAAGGGAAGCAGGAAGAGUGUGCAGAAGUGAGGGUGGUCGAGAGGCAGGAGGACGAGGAAACAGGCACAGGGCAGAAGCACAGCAGCGGGAAUGGUAACAGCAGCAGAAAGAGCAGCACUAGCAGGCGCAAGAACAAGGAGAGUGGUACGAAGGCGAGAACGGGCCAGCUAAUUAGCGAGGAGGAAAGGUCAUCGGGACGCGUGGCAUUUGCUGUGUACUGGGCGUAUCUCACCACAGCCCUUGGAUGCUGGCCCAUCCCUGCACUCCUAUUGGUCCAGAUCCUCUGGCAGGCGCUGCAGAUCGGCUCUGAUUGGUGGCUUGCCACCUACACAUCCUCCUCCUCCUCAUCUUCCUCUUCCUUUUCCUUCUCCUCCUCCUUCUCCUCCUCCUCCCCCCCUUCCACCACCAUUCCCUCUUCUCUAAUCCCCUUCUCUGUCACCACUUCCUCCUCCCCCAUCGAUCUGCUAGCUCCAUCCAUCUCCCCGGUGGGCUUUCUGCGGGUGUACGUGCUGUUGGCACUGGGCAGUGUGCUCUUUGUGCUGCUGCGCACGGUGGCAGUCUCCUGGAUGGGGUGGGAGACAGCGCAGGCGCUAUUUGCCCGCAUGCUGCACGCUGUCUUUCGGGCGCCCAUGAGCUUCUUUGACUCCACUCCUGCAGGAAGAGUGCUUUCCCGGGCGUCAACAGACCAGGCAACAGUGGAUCUAGACCUCCCAUUCCGCUUUGGCACGGUCCUCUCUCUUCUCUUCCAGCUGCUCGGCAUCCUCUCAGUCACCUCCUUCAUCACCUGGCCUGUGCUCUUUGCUAUAGUGCCCCUUGCCUACUUCUACUUCUCUUAUCAGGUAAGCAACCAGUUCCCUCUGCUCAUUCUCGGAACAGGUAACCGCUUGCUGCUCUUGCUUGUGUGUGUCUCUCUCUCUCUCUCUCUCUCUCUCUCUCUCUCUCUCUCUCUCUCUCUCUCUCUCUCUCUCUCUCUCUCUCUCUCUCACUUCUCCCACCUGCUCCGUACAACUCCGUCUUCUGCCCUGACAUUCAACCCAUUCACUGCAUGCCACGUGUCCCUCCCUAUCCGCCAGGAGUACUACCUGACCACGUCUAGGGAGCUCUCUCGACUGGAUGGCAUCACCAAGUCGCCCAUCAUCGAGCACUUCAGCGAGUCGCUAGCCGGAGCAGCGGUGAUCCGGGCCUUUGGUGAAGAAUCUCGGUUCGCACGCACGAGUGCAGCACGGGUGGACAGCAACACACGCGUGGCGUUCUGCAGCAGAGGCGCCGUGGAGUGGCUGGGUUUCCGCCUCGAGCUGCUGGGCUCGCUGCUGCUCUGCUUCUCUGCGCUCAUGCUCACGCUACUACCACCUUCAGUGGUGUCACCAGGCCUAGCAGGCAUGUCCCUCUCCUACGGCCUUGCGCUCUCGCAAGCGCUCUUCUUCGUGGUGUGGGCGUGGUGCUCCCUGGAGAACCAGAUGGUGUCAGUGGAGCGAAUCCUCCACUUCUCCCACCCCGCCGUGCCCUCGGAAGCCCCUCUUGUUAUCGCCAACCACCGUCCACGGCCCGAUUGGCCGAACAAGGGGCGAGUGGAGUUUCAGGAUCUUCAGGUCCAGUACCGGCCAGACCUGCCAAUGGUGCUGAAGGGCGUGACUCUGAACAUCCCAGGCGGGCACAAGGUCGGCAUUGUGGGCCGCACCGGCAGCGGCAAGUCAACGCUCGUCGCCGCUCUCUUCCGAUUGGUCGAGCCGGCGGGCGGCAGGGUGGUGAUUGAUGACGUGGACAUUGGGAGCAUCGGAUUGGGCGACCUGAGGGGGCGGCUGGCGAUCAUACCACAAGACCCGACUCUGUUCCAGGGGUCGAUCCGAAUGAACUUAGACCCUGCACGAGAAUACAGUGACGCUCAGAUAUGGGAGGCACUGGAUCGAUGUCAGCUGGGGGACACUGUGAAGGGCAUGGAGGCAAAGCUGGAUGCCCAGGUGGUGGAGGGAGGGGAGAACUGGAGCGUGGGGCAGAGGCAGCUGUUCUGCCUUGGCCGGGCGCUGCUGAAGAACUCGCAGAUUCUAGUGCUGGACGAAGCCACGGCGUCCGUUGAUUCCGCCACCGACGUGGCGAUCCAACGGACAAUAAAGGAGAGCUUUGGCGGGGCGACGAUCAUCAGCAUCGCGCACCGGAUCGCGACGGUCAUUGACAGUGACUUGGUGGUGGUGAUGGAUGGAGGAACCGUGGCGGAGUGCAACUCACCAGCUGAGCUCAUGCGUGACCCUGAUUCAAUGUUUUCUCGCCUUGUGGCGGAGUAUGCAGUCCGAUCAUCCGGCCUUGCAGACAUUGCAAAGAGCCUAUCGCUUGAGAGCCUUGCCAAUGCUGCUCUUUCAUGA
Closterium sp. NIES-65 is the source of this 5636-nucleotide messenger RNA. The record is from the annotation of a GenBank genome assembly. NCBI's taxonomy places the organism in Eukaryota, Viridiplantae, Streptophyta, Zygnematophyceae, Desmidiales, Closteriaceae.